AUGGAUCACAUCUUGCAAGUCAAUCAUAAUUUUGAACAGCAAAAGAAGUACAGGGUGUACGCGAGCGUAUCAUUCGCAGUGUUGCUAUUAGGAAUCGGUUUACCUCUAUGGUGGCACACCACGGCGGUGCCCCGUGUCGCACUUCCCUAUACCGGAAUCGAUGAGUUAUCACAGCUGGACAUCAAGAUCACCACGAGGAUCACACUCGCGGCACUCUCACACACUCGCGCGGAGCUAGUUGCGCGUGAAAUUAGACGUGCAUUCGCGAAUGCCGAAAUCUACCAGUUAAAUGUGGAGCACCAGGUAAUCUCCACCAAUUUGUUGGCGUCUGCCUUUACGUAUCAUGAGCUCGAGAAAGUGGCCUCAACUUUCGAGCUAAACGUGGGUGAUUUGCUGCUACUGGAAGCGACAAAUCUAAAUGACGCUGUUCUAGUUGGCUCUAACAGAACAUUGUACUUCUCUACUGAAGCCAGUCCCGCUAAAUUGGUGCAAGUAUUAUCAGAAUGGAUUCUUCACGACAAGUCGUUGGCAUUGACAAAGAAUGCACUCGCCGAACCCACCGUGUAUAGCUUGGACGAGGAGAACAGAAGACGAUUUCCAGUCAGUCCCGCAUACGAUGUUCUGGUCACUCUAGUUAAUCCUGAUCCCGACAAGCUGAAGAUCGUUUGGAACUUAAAAACAGUAACUGAAGAAUAUAUACAGCCGUUUCUAGACGAACUGUCCAUUUUGAGUAACUUCUCGGUCAAAUCGCAAUGGCUCUAUUUGUUACCGUUAGACGUAAAUCCCAGACGUGUGCCCGACAGCAGUCCAAGCCGCAGACAUUUCGCACUACGCGAGAGCGUCUUGCCGCAGCUGGUGACACCGUUGGAGAAGAAACUAGCGUCGCAGGUCAGUCUUCACCCGUGCAUCAAUCUGGUCAUUUAUGCGGUACCGUGCAGCAGCGCACCCCUGCAUAUCUACACCCGCAGCGGACAUAAGUCACGAACAGAUAGCAAUGUGGAAGCCUUUCUCUCCCCGAGGUGGGGUGGUGUAGUUUUGAUCAACCCAUUAAACGAAGAUUGUGAAAAUGCGCGUGAGGGUGAAGCUGUCACUAUUGUUCCUGAGGAAACUGCUGUGAUGGGCACGUUCCUGGCUCAGCUUAGAUUAUUGUUGGGCAUUGCGGAAACGAAAUCCAUCGAUGGAGUGACGAUGGUGCCGUUAAUAGGGCUAAAUUCACGCGAUUGGGAGAUUGAUUCCCUUCUGAGAUUUCGUACCGUCGAGCAAUUGACUUCGGCGAAAUUGACCCUCCAAUCAUUGGCACGACUGCUGAAAGAAAUCAGCAACAUCGUCAUAACGGACGUGGUUGGGAACAGAAUUAAGAGCGCACUCGAGCUGGUGCAUGAAUCUGCGGAGUACCUUCGACGUGGAGAUCUCGAACGAAGUUUCAUUCUUAGUAAGGAGGCCUUCGUCAUUGCUGAGGCGGCUUUUUCCGAUCCGACACUUUUAGCGCUCCUCUAUUUUCCAGAAGAUCAGAAAUAUGCAGUAUACAUUCCCUUAUUCCUGCCAGCGAUGAUACCGGUGUUGUUAUCACUCAAGAAUAUACGGAGAUACUACUUCCUUUAAAAGAAGAAUAGCAAGAAGCAAUAAAAAGGAAGACAGGAGAAUAUAUAAAGAGAAAGUAAAAAUGACAUGGAUAGUAAACCAAAGAUCGAAUAAUGAAAAUGCAUUUAUCUAAUCGAUAAGACAUGAUUACAAUCAAAUGCGAUUCCAGAUUACUCCUCGAUCAAGAGAUAAUGUAUAACAAUAAUAGACAUGUAAUUUCAUACAUUUGUUACUGCUUA
Molecule: messenger RNA, 1820 nt
Organism: Camponotus floridanus (Florida carpenter ant)
Lineage: Eukaryota; Metazoa; Arthropoda; Insecta; Hymenoptera; Formicidae
Gene: PIG-S
Product: GPI transamidase component PIG-S
Exons: 9
Coding region: 1-1602 (533 amino acids)
Biological process (GO): attachment of GPI anchor to protein
Cellular component (GO): GPI-anchor transamidase complex
Source: RefSeq, a predicted model, not a curated record